AUGGAAGAAUCGGGAGAAACAAAUGGUCAAUCCUCCACCACAAACCAUCAUAAACACCCACUUCCACCGCCACCGCCCUUCUACGCUGCUUCCACCGCUCCCACAUGCAUUCCGCCCGUUGUACCUCCCGAUCCAAAUCCGGCAACAGGUUACCCACCAGCCAUAGGUUACCCACCUGCAAUGGGCUAUCCUCCAUAUAAUCCACCAGGCUUCCCUGACCCUAGCCCUGACCCUAAUUCUUCAUACGACCAAUAUCACCCUCAUCAACAACAACAUUUUAUGCCACCACCACCGACAGUGCCACCGGAUACGUGUUACACGCCGCCUUACCGUCGUCAAGACAAAGGCGGGUUCCCCAAAGGGAUGUCGUCAGGAAUGAUUUUGUUAAUUAUUUUUGUUUGCUUGGGUGGUUUGAUUUUGUGGAUUGUCGUACGUCCAAAGUUUCCAAUUUUUCAUAUCGAUUCGUUUUACGUAAAAAACUUCAACGUAUCAUCUAAUAAUAACUUUUCAUCUUCGUGGGAAGGAAAUUUAACGAUCGAAAACAAACGUUGGGGAACAAAACUUAUUUUUGAUCGUAUGCAAAAUUCUAUUUUCCUCAACGACGAUGAUUUUCUUGCGUCGUCUAUUUCCGAGGGUGGUCAAAAUAACCCUUUGUUAGUAGUUGGUUCAAAUGAAAAGAAGACGAUUAGGGUGAAGGUGUCUACGGCGGAUAGUAAACAACAGGGGGAGAAGCCUCCGGAUAAGAAGGUGGUGGCGGAGAUGAGGAACAAAAAGAAAGGUGGGUUAACGUUUGUUUUGAAAAUUUAUGUAUGGUGGGAAGUUGAUUCGGGAUUAUUCCUUAAACGUUCAAGACCUGUGCAGACGAGAAUGUUGUGUACGGAUUUGAAGGUUAAUUUUGAAGGCAAUUCAGGUAAUGGAAAGAUGAAAGGAAAUCCUGAUGACUGCAACGUUGAUUUGUGA
Messenger RNA from Pistacia vera, 960 nucleotides. Its product is annotated as NDR1/HIN1-like protein 2. The record is from RefSeq and is a predicted model, not a curated record. Bases 1 to 960 code for a protein of 319 amino acids. NCBI's taxonomy places the organism in Eukaryota, Viridiplantae, Streptophyta, Magnoliopsida, Sapindales, Anacardiaceae. The transcript has a single exon.